Diceros bicornis minor is the source of this 2361-nucleotide messenger RNA. RefSeq names its product mastermind like domain containing 1 (gene MAMLD1). Gene Ontology annotation, biological process: regulation of transcription by RNA polymerase II. The record is from RefSeq and is a predicted model, not a curated record. The coding region runs from base 48 to 2255 and encodes 735 amino acids. Gene Ontology annotation, cellular component: nuclear body. The transcript has 6 exons. Lineage: Eukaryota; Metazoa; Chordata; Mammalia; Perissodactyla; Rhinocerotidae.
UUUGGGAAGCGCCUUGGAGAGUCAAGAAUAAAAUUGCAGGUCAAACAAUGGAUGACUGGAAAAGUCGGCUUGUAAUCAAGAGCAUGCUUCCCCAUUUCGCCAUGGUGGGAAAUCGUCAGGAGCCCAGAAAGCUCCAGGAAUCGCCACAGGGAACCAUUAAGAGGAGACAGGAAGGAGACAACUUCCAGUUUCCGGGCAUGGCUGACGGGGGUUACCCUAAUAAAAUCAAGAGGCCUUGCCUUGAGGAUGUUACCCUUUCUAUGGGCCUGGGUGCCCACCCCAGCACACCCUGUGCAGAGCUGCAGAUUCCCCCGUUAACAAUGAAUCCUAGCCCUGCAGCUAUGGGAGUAGCUGGCCAUUCGUUACUACUCGAAAAUAACCCCAUGAACGGCAGUGUGAUGGGUUCGCCAUUUGUGGUGCCACCGACUGCAGAAUUGGGACUGAAAGGGCCCACUGUUCCUUACUAUGACAAAACCAACAGCAUGCCUGCUGUGGACCAGGAACUUCAAGAUCUGCUGGAGGAGCUAACAAAACUUCAAGAACCUUCUCCGAAUGAGCUCGAUCUUGAGAAGAUACUGGGGAGCAAGCCAGACGAACCACUGGUCUUGGAUCACUCUCAGGCAAGUUUCAGCACAGCUCCCAAGCCUUCGGUUCAGAUGCCACACUUGGAGAGCCUUGGUUCCAGCAAGGAGUUUGCUUCUAGUUGCAGCCAGGUCACUGGCGUGUCACUUCAAAUCCCGCCCUCCUCUGCAGGGAUCAGCUAUGCGAUUCCCUCCACCAGUAAGCAGCUGGUCUCACCUAGUUCCUCCACAGCGCAGGCCAAGAACCAGGUGCAGGCGAUGCUCCCUGUCGCUUUGCCCCCACUCCCAGUGCCUCAGUGGCAUCAUGCCCACCAGCUGAAGGUGUUGGCAGCCAGCAAGCAGGGAUCUGCUACAAAGCAGCCAGGGCCCACUCCCAGUUGGUCUGGCUUGCCUCCUACAGGCCUCUCCCCACCUUACUGCCCAGUGCCAUCGCCACAUCCACCACCACCAUUCAGCCCUCAGAGCCUCAUGGUGUCCUGCAUGUCAUCCAGCAACCUGCCGGGGAGCACUCUCCAAGGUUCUCCCAAUGCCUUACUCUCGAGCAUGGCAUCCAGCAGCAAUGCUGCCCUUGGGCCCACCAUGCCCUAUGCUCCUGAGAAGCUCCCCAGCCCAGCUCUCAAUCAACAGCCGCAGUUCAGCCCGCAGAACUCCAUUCUUGCCAACCUGGUGUCCUCUACCAUUAAAAACCCUCAAGGACACCUGAUGCCCGCUCUGCCUACCAGCAACCCGGGGCCCUCCCCACCCUACCGCCCAGAGAAGCUCUCCAGCCCAGGCUUGCCGCAGCAGUCCUUCACUCCACAGUGCUCCUUGAUCCGGAGCCUCACUCCCACCAGUAACCCGCUUAGCCAGCAGCCACAGCAGCAGCAGCAGCAAGCAAAUGCCAUCUUCAAGCCUGUGACCACCAACUCACCCAAAACCCUGAGCAUGAUCAUGCAGCAGGGGCUAGCCAGCCCCAGCCCAGGAGCCCCAGAGCCGUUUACCUUUGGCAACACCAAGCCUUUGUCACAUUUCGUUUCUGAGCCGGGCCCACAGAAGAUGCCCUCCAUGCCUGCCGCCUCUAGGCAGCCUUCCCUGCUCCACUACCUGCAGCAGCCGACACCAGCACAGGCCUCUUCUGCCACUGCGUCCUCCACUGCCACUGCCACCUUGCAGCUGCAGCAGCAGCAGCCUGACCACUCUUCGUUCCUUCUGCAGCAGAUGAUGCAGCAGCCCCAGCGCUUUCCGCGAUCAGUAGCCUCGGAUUCCAUGCCUUCUCUGCCCAGACAGGCCUGUUGCCAUCUGUUUGCAUGGACUUCUGCGGCUGGCUCGGUGGAGCGCCAGCAUCAGCACUGCAGCUCUUACCCUAGCAGGCAAGAUCCGCAGCCUGGAACUGUGUCACCGUCUAACAUUACUCAUGUAGACAAAGCCUGCAAGCUUGGGGAAGCCAGGCCCCCCCAGGUCAGCCUCGGGCGACAGCCCCCAUCCUGCCAGGCCCUGGGGAGCGAGUCCUUCCUGCCCGGCAGCUCCUUUGCUCAUGAGCUGGCCCGAGUCACCUCCUCGUACAGCACCUCAGAGGCAGCGCCCUGGGGCGGCUGGGAUCCGAAGGCCUGGAGGCAGGUGCCUGCUCCACUACUGCCUAGCUGCGACGCCGUAGCAAGAGAAGCAGAGAUCAGGUCUUAUGGCAAUGACCCCUGAACAGCGGAGUGCAUAUGUCGCCCAACAGAUGAGUCAGUUUCAAGCCGUCCAAGAACAAGUCACCUCCAAGUGUAGCCGGACCAAGGCCAGCCCCCCAUCCAGCCAG